Messenger RNA from Dentiscutata heterogama, 344 nucleotides. NCBI's taxonomy places the organism in Eukaryota, Fungi, Glomeromycota, Glomeromycetes, Diversisporales, Gigasporaceae. The record is from the annotation of a GenBank genome assembly.
UCGAAAUAACUUCAAAAACAAGGGCAAUGGAUUUUCAAUUUACUUCAAAACUUGAACAAACAAUUAAAGACGCAGGAUUUCAAAAUGUAACUUGUAUUUGUAAGGAUGUGCCUCUUGGAAAAAUUUUUCCUUUAAGAUGGGAUGAAAAACUUGGCAGAAUUACUGAAAUAUGGACAGCAAAUUUAGCUGAAAUGGCCAAUGGAAUGAAGCCAUUAUCAGCCCAAAUUAUGGGCAUAACGGAUGAAGAAUGGAUGAAUAUGGUUAACACAAUAGUACAAGAGUUGGACGAAUAUCGCUCUUCUCAUGAACAUCGUAUUAUCUUGGCUACUAAAAGAUAUGACUAA